AAUGAAAAGCGUGGCCCGCGCAGCCCCGCGCCCCCGCGCCCCGCGCCCCGGCGGAGGCUGCCGCCAGUAGCCCGCGGACCGCGCUCUCGACGACACACGCGCAUACGCUCCUGUCUCUCACCUACACCUAUCUAUCACUGUCCCGAACUUCGUCCGGAGCGAAUCCCGAAAGUUGCUGACAUUCUAUCGGGAAAGUUGUGCGCUGUAUCGUGUGUGCAGAACUAAACACACAGAAGUGCCGUGGCUCUUGAUUAAAUACGAAACUGUGAACUUUGACGUGCAAUCCGUUUCGAGUGGUCUCUGUUCGCAUCUGCGGGCGUUUCGGAACUUUCGUGCGAACUUCUCCUCCGGCGUCCCGGAGGUGUGAAAAGGUUGUCAAAAUAGCCAAAGUGUCUCCGAUAAAGUUGUCGGCUAUGGACAGUAACUCGGUGUCUCCGAUGCCGGAGCUGGCGCCGAUAGCGGAGUUCGACAAGUCGCCGCCGUCGCCGCCCAACGAGGAGGUGCCCAUGGACGACCUGCCGCCGCCGCCCGCCACCAUAUCCCAGGCCGAGGGGAAGAAACUUAAAGUCCAACGCAGUCGUUCGUACGAGUCGGAUGACCAUGAGAGGGGGGCGUGCGAGUGGUGCGAGUAUGCGCUGGUCAUCACGCUCGCGACCAUCCUCCUCAUCGGGGUGUCGGCCCUCACCGUCUUCUGGGUGUUCUACUACCGCGAGGGCUAUGCCUGGGCCGACGAUCUGCCCGACAAGCAGUUCAACCUGCACCCUACGCUCAUGGUGGCUGGAUUCAUCACCUUCAGCGGUUUCUCCGUGCUCCUGUACCGCAUCUGCCGAUGCUUCCGACGCAUCUACGUGAAGCUGCUGCACGCCAUCUUCCACGCGCUGGCGUUCCCCUGCAUCGUCAUCGGUUUCCUGGCAGUGCUCGACUACCACAACAAAAAGGGCAUCAACAACUUCUACUCGCUACACAGCUGGAUCGGCUUCGUUGCUAUGGGACUGUUUGGAAUACAGUACGCAGUCGGCUUCUUCAGCUUCCUGCUGUUGUUGAUCUGCAAUAAGGGAACUGCUGGCUUCCGUGCCUCCCUGGUGCCUGUACAUGCGGCUUUUGGAAUCCUCACCUUCGUGCUUGGAGUCUGCGCCUGCCUCACCGGACUUACUGAGAAGGCAAUCUUCACUCUCGGCGCGGACCGAUACAGCGGCAUGGUCGACGAGGGGAUUAUCCUCAACGCUAUUGGAAUCGCCUGCAUCGCCAUCAUGGCGGUUGUCAUGUAUAUCUUGUCGAGAGACAAGUUCCGUGCGCCGGAGUCCCGCGGACAACACAUAAGGGCCUCAGUAGACCUUUAAAUUUAGAACUGAAAACAACAGAUGUCAGAGCCAAUGAUUAUUAGAUAAAUAGCUAGUAAAAAUGCGAUUUAAAAUUAAUUUAGACAUGUAAAAAUAUUUAAUGUUAUGUUAUUUUAAACAAUGGCUCUGACAUCUGGGUUUUUUAAUGUUUAGUUCACAAAUAGUGUACCUAUACAAAUCGUAUACGUAGGAACUUAACUAUUGUUAUUUGUAACGUAAUUACAACUGGUAUUUUUAUAGAUUUUUGAAAUAAAUAAUGUUCAGGAUGCACGCUCAUUUCACUGCUAAGAAAGACACCUUUUUAUUGGACAUUGUUAAGAAAGGACUUCGUACCUAACUUAAACUUAAAAUUAAAAAGAUAUAAAACACAAAGUAUUUUUUUAAAGAGAUUUUAAUCAUUUACCCAGAUUAUUUACUGAAACGAGGCUUUAUUGUAUCAGCUUUGAUCUGUAUCAGAUCAAAAUAAUUUAGGCGUUAGAUGAAUUUAGGUAACUAUACAUUAGGAAAAUAAAUGACUUUGUAAUUUAAAAGAUAACACUGUAUUUUAUUGCAUUAAAAUAAAUGUAAGUUACUUUAUGCGA
Molecule: messenger RNA, 1921 nt
Organism: Helicoverpa armigera (cotton bollworm)
Lineage: Eukaryota; Metazoa; Arthropoda; Insecta; Lepidoptera; Noctuidae
Gene: nemy
Product: no extended memory
Exons: 6
Coding region: 414-1340 (308 amino acids)
Molecular function (GO): oxidoreductase activity
Source: RefSeq, a predicted model, not a curated record